Clonostachys rhizophaga is the source of this 2370-nucleotide messenger RNA. NCBI's taxonomy places the organism in Eukaryota, Fungi, Ascomycota, Sordariomycetes, Hypocreales, Bionectriaceae. The record is from the annotation of a GenBank genome assembly.
AUGCUGCCAAGCGCUCUAGUCAGCGUCUAUCAGCAGUACAAGGCUGAUACCGACGCGAUCGCUGGAUGGCUUGCUCUGACAGCCAAAGCAGCCAACUAUUCCGACCACCCGUUGUCUCCUCCGACUACGUCUACGGGUCGAUUGAAGGGAAAAGCCAGGGCGUUGGCCAAAGAACAAGCCUUGAAGCCCAAGAAAGCAAUUCUGCCCAUCAAACUCUUCGUUCCCCUUGCCAAAUAUAUCACGUCUCUCAAAGCGCCUCGGAUCCUCGUCCCGCAAUCUGUCAUCAAUAUCACGGAAAGAGUCAUCCGCCAGAGAUCAGUUUUCAGUUCUCGACUCAGCCACCAAGGGGCUAAUCCUUCCGUUGAAGGCGACCGAUCGCACUCUUACUUUGUCGAUAUUCUGCAGCAGGUUGUUCGCCUUUUCCGCCAAAACGUUGCGCAGUCGCCCACGACCUCGGUUGAGAGCAUCCACAGUGACGAACUUGGAAACCGCUUUGCGUCUCUCCAUGUGGAAGAGCCCUCACAAGAGUUCCUCAAUGCCACCGGCGCCAAGCAGUCUACUGCAGAGAACAAUAUUGUCUAUGAAGCGGAGCCACAGACCGAUUUGGAUGACGCCAUUGCGGCGUAUGGAAUGUUACUACAGGACCUCAACAAGAUCCGUGACGAGAUCAAGCAGAUUUGGCUAAGCUGUGCCGAAGGCUCCGUCGAACUAACAGCUGCUGCAAUUGCGACCAAUACUGGCGUUGACCUUGCCAGAUACUUGAUUGAUCAAGUACUUCCGAUCUUUCAACUGCAUGGGGGCGUUGGUGAAGUGGCCGAGGCAUUCGCCCUGCAGUUCAUCCGGAAACAAGACUUGAAUGAUAGUGACUUGGACCCUGAGGAAAUUGAUGAAAUUGUUGAUGAGAUGAUGAUUGUUGUCAACGAUUUUGCGAGAAGGCACGCGAGCUGUCGAGAUUGCGCCCAUAGACAGAAUGAGCCCUGGAAGCCUACUCCGGAACCCAUCCAAGAACUGCUGGACAAGAUUGAGGACGAGGUUGCGUCGGAUAAUCAGCUCCUAGGAGAGCUCGUCAACAACUUGUACGCCGUAGGUUGGCUGGCCAAGGGGUACUUGAAGGUGGAUGAGAUUAUGAGCGGCCUGGAUCAGAUGCAGACGACAAAGACGGCUCCAUUCUAUGUGUGCUUUGCAUUGCAAGUGACACUCGACAUCCACCACACCCUCGGUGAUUGGUGCCUCGAGCCCGCAAAGCAUCUUGAUAAGGAACUCAACUUCAUGAUCGAAUCCAUCGACCAGUUCUACAAAGAUUCAGCCAAUAUGAGUGAGACGAUGUGCAAGACUUGUGAUUGCCUCAAGAAAUUUCAACAGGAGAUCAAAGAUUUUCAGAGUGACCCGACUAUUGAAAGUAGAAAGCAAUUCUACAAUUGUAUGAACUACGCUUCCGAACCUUCUGAAGAACGACAUAGGAGCAUGCAGCUAUCCCCAGUCCUCUGUGGGCUAACGAUUUUCUACUUCCGCGCCUCUAUGCACGAUUUCGGCUUCAUCGAGUUCGGACGCCACUACACCAUCAAGCACGCCGUUCAUCUGUACAACGCUCUCGUAAAGGAAGGGUUGAUGGAAAACCCCUGGGGUGACAUGCAGCUGGCCGAGAACUUCUUUGGGCGAUCGAACAUCUUUGCAGGGCAGAAGCCUGAGAGUACGAGAGGCUACAUCAAGCAGCUUAUGAUACACGAGGGAAUGACCGUCAGAGGACUGAGCGAGCUAUUCGGUACACUGGAUGGCCACUCUACUUCUUGCGAGGAGCCAAGAACACGUGGAUACCGAACCAAGAACAAGAAGAAGGCUCCGAACCGUGGUGCUCCUGUGUCUGCUAUUUUUAUCGAACGAUACUACAAUCGAUCGCAGAGGAUUGAUUACCGACCCGAGGAUGUCGACGAGAUCAUCUCGCGCCGCCGUCAUGACGAAGCACCGUCAUCCCCAAACAAAUGUGGCCGACACUCACCUCAUCUGCUUCUUCAACCACUCGCGGAAGCACUAACUGAAGAAAGCCUUGAGGUGGCUUUCCCCAGGCUGUUGAUGCACAAAGUCUGUGGUGAAUUUUUAAUGCAAGUCAAGAAUCAAUGUGUCGAAACUAUAGAGGAAGCGAUUCGCCAGAAGGUGAGAGGGCGAGAACUCGUCAUGGUUAUCUUUUCUUUACUCAUCAGUGACCACGUUUUGGGGAAAGAGUUGCUUUCUAGGGCUGCUAGGAUUGCCAAUGAUACCGUUGCUUCUGGGUCUGGCAAGAGACUUGUCGAUGUCAUGGAGACGGAAUUUGACUGGUCCAGGGAGCAAUUGGAGGAAGUUUGCUCCAAGUCAAAGUUAGCAGAGGAUUUCUGA